CUCCAACAAACUGAGAACCGAACAAACCCGAUAAACCGGAUGCUAUUUUGUCGGGUCAGUGCUUUGCUCCUCCGCCAUUUCUGUCUCCCUCUCAAGAACAAUGCCCGUCAAAUGGGUUUUGUAUUGGCAACCUAAUCAAGGAUCCACAGUGAGCAGCCAAAUCCUCAACGAAGCUACACAGUGCGUAGAGAGCAUCAAUGGCGUCAAAGAAGGAAGAUGGAAAGCCACUCUCAACUAUUACAAACCCAUGGUACGAGACCAGGCGAAUCAAGCGGAUUUCCCGCGCGAUUUUCUAGGGAUUUCGCUAGCGGAUCAGCCGAGUAAGUACUAUUUCAUCAUCAGGUCGCAGAGGAUCGUCCUGGAAGCAGAUUCGUCGAUUCAAUUGAUAAUGGAGAAGCUUCAGUCUUACAAAUCGAAAGUCGCUCUUUACUUUGAAGGGUUUCAGUAUCAGCUUGGUGAUUUUCGUCUGAGAGUUGGUAAAGUUGUUCCUACUCAUUCCGAGAAUGUUAGAGGAAUAGUUAUGGAGGUGGAGUAUCUUCCUAUAUCAUCAAUGGAAAAGGCAAGAAAAGUGAUGGAGGAGUUCUUGGAGAUAUGGCAUGAAGCUUUGUCUAAAAGGUCGUUGCCUGGUAAGUUUGUCAACAUAGAGCUUAACUUCGGAGAGUUUGGACUUGCAGACACCUUCACUCCUCAGCACACAGCUGUUCGAUAUGCUCUCGUCAUGGCUCACAUGAUUGCAACGGUUCAAGCUGUGAGAGGCUAACACAUCAUUCCCAUUAAUUUGAGCUUUCUUCUUAGGUAAAAUUCAGAGUAUUGUGGUUUAUGGUUGAAUUUUGAAUCUUCCGACAUUAUUUUUGGAUGCAUGUUGUGUAACUCAUUCGUAUAUUGCUGAUUAAAAUAAAUUCAUAU
Molecule: messenger RNA, 906 nt
Organism: Eutrema salsugineum
Lineage: Eukaryota; Viridiplantae; Streptophyta; Magnoliopsida; Brassicales; Brassicaceae
Product: mediator of RNA polymerase II transcription subunit 20a
Exons: 4
Coding region: 101-760 (219 amino acids)
Biological process (GO): regulation of transcription by RNA polymerase II
Cellular component (GO): mediator complex
Molecular function (GO): transcription coactivator activity
Source: RefSeq, a predicted model, not a curated record